Molecule: messenger RNA, 1793 nt
Organism: Cuscuta campestris
Lineage: Eukaryota; Viridiplantae; Streptophyta; Magnoliopsida; Solanales; Convolvulaceae
Source: the annotation of a GenBank genome assembly
CGAGUCCCACGAGCCUCAACAACACUUGCUCGGAGAUACCGCACUCCAAGACUUCAACCCGAAGGAAAAUACCUUUCCUUCGUACAACCAAGGGAAACAAGCUUCCCUUAACGUGUAUACAACACUAAGACACUCAAGAACAAGGCUCUCUUUUAGAGUAGAUGUUGAGUCAAAUCUCUUCGUCGUUCGAAGCUACCCACUAUUUACCUAAAGCCAGACCGUGUUUCACGUUUUCUUCCUCUUUAAGCUUUGUCUUGUAUCCUCUGCUCGAAAUCCCAGCUUUGAAUGUCCGUGUUAGGAGAAUCCCGACGAGUGUUGAAUCGCGGGCCGGCAUGUGAAUGAACUCUGGAAAAGUCGUUCGCCAGAAAUGUACAGAGCUAAUCUGGUCGGAUUUGUGUUGGCCGUGGCGUCCAGCGCCUUCAUUGGAUCUAGUUUCAUAAUCAAGAAGAAAGGACUCCAGAGAGCCGGCGCCUCUGGCUCCAGAGCCGGUUCUGGAGGGUAUGGCUAUCUACGUGAGCCACUUUGGUGGAUUGGAAUGAUCACCAUGAUUGUUGGAGAAUUUGCCAACUUUAUAGCUUAUAUUUAUGCACCAGCUGUGCUUGUGACUCCACUGGGUGCCUUGAGUAUAAUUGUAAGUGCUGUUCUAGCUCAUUUCUUACUAGGGGAAAAAUUGCAGAAAUUGGGAGUUAUAGGAUGCAUUUUAUGUGUGGUUGGUUCUACAAUAAUUGUUCUUCAUGCACCUGGAGAACAUGGUAUUAGUUCCGUGGAUGAGAUAUGGGAUUUAGCUACACGACCAGCUUUUCUUUUUUAUACUGUGGCCUCAAUAUCAAUAGCAUUGAUAUUGGCAUUAUAUUGCGAGCCUCGCUAUGGACAAACAAAUGUUAUGGUGUAUAUUGGCAUCUGUUCAUUAAUAGGAUCAUUGACGGUAAUGAGCAUUAAAGCAGUGGGCAUUGCAAUCAAGCUUACUCUGGAAGGCUCAAACCAAGCUGCACACUUGCAGUCAUGGAUUUUUGUAAUUGUUUCAAUUUUGUGUAUAGUCUCUCAGCUGAACUACUUGAAUAAGGCUUUGGACACAUUUAAUACAGCUGUUGUUUCUCCAAUCUAUUACGCAAUGUUCACAUCACUUACAAUUGUAGCCAGUGCCAUAAUGUUUAAGGAUUGGUCCGGUCAGAGUGCUAGCAACAUUGUUUCUGUGCUCUGUGGGUUCUUAACUGUGCUUUCUGGUACUUUGGUUCUUCACUGCACUAGAGAUCCCGAUUCUUCUGAUCUGUACACACCAGUUUCUCCUCAGAUAUCAUGGUUGGUCCAUGCCAAUGGCGAGAUAUGGAAGCAGAAGGACGACGAUCUGCAUCCUGAAUUUGUUGCAAUAAUACGUCAGGAUCAUUUCAAGUUUGCAGGGUAGUUUCCAUCCCAUUACAUUCCCGAUCGAAGCAAAUGAGAUAGCUUCAUUUUCGCUGUUAUAAAAAUUCCAGUUUCUCUAAAGGGUGCCCAUUUUAGGUUUGGUAGGUCGGCAUGCUUGUUAAUAAAUAUUUUUUCUGAUUCUUAUUCCUGCAAACGUUUCGGCAGCAGGGUUUGUGAAUAUGUUGUAAAAUGGUCUGGUUUUCAGGAAUUAGGCUAUUGAGUAUAAUAAGACUUCUAUAUAAUCUUAAUCACUGGAGUGAAGAUUGGCUUGACCCUUUUUUCAGCAUUUCUGUAAUAUUGUUGGGUUGUUGUACUUGUGCAGGAUAAAAACGACUUUUGGUUCAGAGAGUUGGUCUCUGUACAAUUUAGUGCCAUAAAUUAAGAGCCUGUUU